Mustela lutreola (European mink) is the source of this 2797-nucleotide messenger RNA. It is a transcript of the gene ACADS, whose product is annotated as acyl-CoA dehydrogenase short chain. Gene Ontology annotation, cellular component: mitochondrion. The transcript is spliced from 10 exons. The record is from RefSeq and is a predicted model, not a curated record. The coding region runs from base 951 to 2096 and encodes 381 amino acids. Gene Ontology annotation, biological process: fatty acid beta-oxidation using acyl-CoA dehydrogenase; butyrate catabolic process. Gene Ontology annotation, molecular function: flavin adenine dinucleotide binding. Lineage: Eukaryota; Metazoa; Chordata; Mammalia; Carnivora; Mustelidae.
GCAUGGUCUUGGAAGACAAAUUUUGGCGUGGGCGUCAGUGCUGGGGACGGGAGCCUUGCUGAGCUACAGAGGCAUAAAGACAGAGAUAGAGGGAUGCCUGUUAGGGUGGGGAAGUCUGACUCAGGCUUGUGCUGAGGGGAGACCCUUGUCAGGGCACCGGAGUUUCCAGUUUACUGGGGAGGGUGAAGCGGUCUUGACAAGGAUGCCAAAGACCAAAUGCUUGGGGGCAGUGCCUGGUGCUUCCAAAUGGGCUCUACCCCACAGGUGGGGGGACAGAUGGGACGCCAGUGGAAUGAGGGUGACACUUCCACCCCACCUGCACAACUUCUGGAGAAGAGAGAUAUCCCAUCCCAGGCAACCCAGUUCCCUGGGCAUGAAGAAUGAGCAUCAGGGCAGACCUUGUACUUCUCGGAGCUCACAGACUACAGGGAGCAGUCGAGAAGAUGUCAGACGCUGGAACAAGUAAGACGCUGGGAUGGAGAAUGUGUGGUCAGGGCAGGCCUCAGCGAGAGUGAGACCUCGAUGGAAGGAAGGAGCUUUCCAGGUAGAAGAACAGGGAUUGCGCGGACGCGGAGGCAGGAACAAGCCAGGGUGUUGGAGCUGCCUUCUGCAGCUGGAGCAAAGCGAGGGGACGGUGGGCUCGGGGCAAGAGAGGUAGGUGCGGGUUGGUCAUAUGAUCCUAUUUUAGGUCGCGGAAUUGGAUUUUAGGAGAGAUGGGCCACCGUCGGCGGGUUUUGAGAAAGGAUGAAGGCGGACCGCGGAGACCUAGCGAACUGGGAGAACGCGGUUUGCGCUCCGGGAAAGGAGGCAGGGCCGGGAGGAGCGGCGGUGGGCCCCGCCCCCGGGGCUAGGGGGCGUGACGGCCCGCCCCCGCCCCGCCCCCGCGGGCCGGAACCGGUGCGCUCCCGCGGGAGGUCGGCGAGCAGAAUCCCCGCGCCGUGUCCGCGUCCAUGGCCGCCGCGCUGCUCGCCCGGGCCUGCGGCCCUAGCCGCGGAGCUCUGCGUCCUCGGGCCUGCCGUCAGUUACAUACCAUCUACCAGUCGGUGGAGCUGCCUGAGACGCACCAGAUGCUGCGUCAGACCUGCCGGGAAUUUGCUGAGAAGGAGCUGGUUCCCAUUGCGGCCCAGGUGGACAAGGAGCAUCGCUUCCCGACGGCCCAGGUGAAGAAGAUGGGUGAGCUGGGGCUUCUGGCCAUGGAUGUGCCUGAGGAGUUCAGUGGUGCCGGCCUCGAUUACCUGGCCUAUGCCAUUGCCAUGGAGGAGAUCAGCCGGGGCUGUGCCUCGACAGGAGUCAUCAUGAGCGUCAACAACUCCCUCUACUUGGGGCCUAUCCUGAAGUUUGGCUCCAAGGAGCAGAAGCAACAGUGGAUCACCCCUUUUACCGGUGGCGACAAAAUUGGCUGCUUUGCACUGAGUGAACCAGGGAACGGCAGCGACGCGGGAGCUGCCUCCACCACCGCCCGAGCAGACGGGGACUCGUGGGUCCUGAACGGCACCAAGGCCUGGAUCACCAAUUCCUGGGAGGCCUCCGCCGCCGUGGUCUUCGCCAGCACAGACAGAUCCUUGCAGAACAAGGGCAUCAGUGCCUUUCUGGUUCCCAUGCCGACACCUGGGCUCACGCUGGGGAAGAAGGAGGACAAGCUGGGCAUCCGGGCCUCAUCCACGGCCAACCUCAUCUUUGAGGACUGUCGCAUCCCCAAGGACAGCCUGCUGGGCGAGCCUGGGAUGGGCUUCAAGAUAGCCAUGCAAACCCUGGACAUGGGGCGCAUUGGCAUCGCCUCCCAGGCCCUGGGCAUCGCCCAGGCUGCCCUCGAUUGUGCCGUGAACUACGCUGAGAACCGCAGGGCCUUUGGGGCGCCGCUCACCAAGCUCCAAGGCAUCCAGUUCAAGUUGGCGGACAUGGCCCUGGCCCUGGAGAGUGCCCGGCUGCUGACCUGGCGUGCUGCAAUGCUGAAGGAUAAUAAGAAGCCUUUCACCAAGGUGCCUGUGGGGAAGGGUCUCCUCAGGAAGCGGCCAUGGCCAAGCUGGCUGCAUCGGAGGCCGCAACCGCCAUCAGCCACCAGGCCAUCCAGAUCCUGGGAGGCAUGGGCUAUGUGACAGAGAUGCCAGCCGAGCGCCACUACCGCGACGCACGCAUCACCGAGAUUUACGAAGGCACCAGCGAGAUCCAGAGGCUGGUGAUUGCCGGGCACCUGCUCAGAGCCUACCGGAGCUGAGCCGAGAUGCAGGGCCCAGGGACGCCCCACUUGGGGGCCAGAUCGGCCUGUGGACCACCGCAAAGGAGGCAGGAGCCACGAGGCCUUAACCCUGAUGCUGGGUCCGGGACCCUCUGUGCCUCUUCUUGCUAGGACCACCCGGCUCCUCACCUUCCCCCCCGACCCCAGACCUAACCGCCUGGGGCCGAGUCUGUGAGAAAGGAAAGGUGAGGGGCCCCAUUUUCAGCUCAGGUUUUUGACAUUGCUUCCUCUUCACACCUGUGCCUUGUUGUCUUCAAGUGGACCUGGCCUCUGGAGGCGGGGCCUUGGGAAGGACCCCCAUUUCCUUUCUCAGAAGGAGACCCAGGUGGGACAGCCUCUUGGCUGCCCUUGUUCUUUCCCUGAGCUUAGGGGUCAGGAGGAGGAAUGUUGGGGGUGGGGGACAGAAUGCCCGGGUGUUUAGGGAAGGCUGGUGGUCCCGGCCGAAGCACCUGGAACCCAUUAGCUGGUUCUUCAUAAAUUAUCAAUGAGUAGAAGGGGGUCUGAAUUUCUUGAGGACAAUCGAUUGUGGAAACUAAGUAAUAAAAUGUACCUGUGCCCUGG